Molecule: messenger RNA, 483 nt
Organism: Alosa alosa (allis shad)
Lineage: Eukaryota; Metazoa; Chordata; Actinopteri; Clupeiformes; Clupeidae
Product: protein CASP-like
Exons: 6
Coding region: 37-483 (148 amino acids)
Biological process (GO): intra-Golgi vesicle-mediated transport
Cellular component (GO): Golgi membrane
Source: RefSeq, a predicted model, not a curated record
GUGUGUUGUGUCCUGCAGGGGUCAGACCUGACCAGCAUGGACAUGAUCCCUGAGCCAAUCAAGGAGGCCACAGCACUCUUCUCAGGGAGCUCACCUCAGGUGGAUCUCCCCCAGGGUCAGAUGGACUCUCUGCUGUCCAUCAUCUCUAGCCAGAGAGAGGGUUCGGCUCAGGACAGGGAGCUGGAGGCGAGAGCCGUACUACGCAGCAGACUCUGCUGGCCCUACAGACGGAGCUGGACAGCCUCCGCGCCGACAACAUCAAACUCUACGAGAAGAUCAAGUUCCUGCAGAGCUAUGCAGGCAGAGCUGGGAGCAGCGAUGACCGCGGUGCCUUCUCCUCCCGAGAGCCGUACUACGCAGCAGACUCUGCUGGCCCUACAGACGGAGCUGGACAGCCUCCGCGCCGACAACAUCAAACUCUACGAGAAGAUCAAGUUCCUGCAGAGCUAUGCAGGCAGAGCUGGGGGCGAUGACCACCGGUGA